UGGUGUAGCAUUACACAUUUGUCAACACACGGCGGCACACACAUUCACGCACUCACCAAUAGUAGGGCUACAUUGUUACAAUCCACCCAUUUCCUGUAACAAUCUACUUUCAUGUGGCGCACGGAGCGGUCAUUGCUUUUGACGCUUUGCAGUGGAGUUCACCUGCUACCUGGACACUGACGGCUGCAGGGAGCUAGAGAGCAAACAUGAGAGGGGUCCACCGUAAACUGUCAAGAGGUUGACAGAGAUGGGUUGCUGAAAGCGGGGGGCGCUGAUUUGGGAAUCCCGGGGAGCAGGAAGCGCCCAUCACCAUGACCGUCUUUAAACAGGAAAAUGUAGAGGAACAGUACGAAAUUGGAGAAGAGCUUGGAAGCGGUCAGUUUGCGGUGGUGAGGAAAUGCCGCAGGAGGAGCACGGGCUCGGAGUAUGCCGCCAAAUUCAUCAAGAAGCGGCGCAGCAAGUCCAGCCGCCGCGGGGUCUCCAAGGACGACAUCGAGCGCGAAGUUGGCAUCCUCAAGGAGAUCCAGCACACCAACGUCAUCACACUGCACGACGUCUUCGAGAACAAGUCUGAUGUCAUCCUCAUCCUGGAGCUUGUCGCCGGCGGAGAGCUCUUUGACUUCCUGGCUGAGAAGGAGUCACUGACAGAGGAGGAGGCCACCGAGUUCCUCAAGCAGAUCCUGGACGGGGUCCUCUACCUGCACGCCAAACGCAUUGCCCACUUUGACCUGAAGCCGGAGAACAUCAUGCUGCUGAACCGUUCGGCACCACACCCGCGCAUUAAGCUCAUUGACUUUGGUCUGGCCCACAAGAUUGAUUUUGGCAACGAAUUCAAAAACAUUUUCGGAACUCCGGAGUUUGUAGCUCCAGAAGUGGUGAACUACGAGCCCCUUGGCCUGGAGGCAGACAUGUGGAGUGUCGGCGUGAUAACUUACAUACUUCUGAGUGGUGCAUCGCCAUUCCUCGGAGACAACAAACAGGAGACCCUGGCCAACGUGUCUGCGGUGGACUAUGAGUUCGACGAGGAGUACUUCAGCAACACCAGUACCCUGGCCAAAGACUUCAUCAAUAGGCUGCUGAUCAAAGAUCCCAAAAAAAGAAUGACGAUUCAGGACAGCCUUCAGCAUCCCUGGAUCAAGCCAAAGGACACACAACAGGCACUUAGCAGAAAGGAGUCUGCAGUGAAUAUGGAGAAGUUCAAGAAGUUUGCAGCCCGGAGAAAAUGGAAGCAAUCCGUGCGGCUCAUCUCACUGUGUAACCGUCUGUCGCGCUCCUUCCUGUCCAGAAGCAACAUCAGCGUGGCGCGCAGUGACGACACACUGGAUGAGGAAGACUCCUUUGUGAUGAAGGCUAUCAUUCAUGCCAUCAAUGAUGACAACGUGCCUGGCCUGCAGCACCUUCUGGGGUCCCUGACCAGCUAUGACAUCAACCAGCCCAACAAGCAUGGAACGCCCCCCUUAUUAAUUGCAGCCGGUUGCGGAAACAUCCAGAUCAUUGAUGUGCUGAUUAGAAAAGGAGCCGAGAUCCAGACUCUUGACAAGUCGGGGGCAAACGCUAUCUACUACGCAGCCAGGCAUGGCCACACGGAUACCUUGAAAUUCCUCCAUGAAAAGAGGUGCCCUCUGGACACCCAAGAUAAGUCAGGCGAGACAGCGCUGCACGUUGCUGCACGGUACGGAAACGUGGACGUGGUGCAGUACCUUUGCAGCAUCCAUGCCCACCCGGACCUGGUCGACAGGGAACAGGAAACGCCGUUGCACUGCGCGGCGUGGCACGGCUACUCGUCUGUGGCGCGCGCCCUCUGCGAGGCUGGCUGCAACGUUAACGCACGCAACCGCGAAGGCGAGAGCCCCCUGCUGACGGCCUCGGCCCGAGGCUUCAGGGACAUCGUGGACUGCCUGCUAGAGCACGGGGCCGACCUGGCCGCCACCGACAAGGAUAGUCACAGUGCGCUGCACCUGGCUGUGCGGAGGUGCCAGGUGGAGGUGGUGAGAUGCCUGCUUGCCCACCGCUGCCCCGCCGACCACCAGGAUCGCCAUGGUAACACCCCCAUCCACAUCGCCUGCAAGGAUGGCAACCUGCCCGUGACCAUGGCGAUCUGUGCUGCCAAGGCCAACCUGGACAUCCCCAACAAGUCCGGAAGAACCCCUCUGCACCUGGCGGCCAACAGCGGGGCUCUGGAGGUGGUGCGACACCUCUGCGUCACCGGGGCCAACACAGACGCUGUAACCAACGAUGGCAAGACAGCGGAGGACCUGGCCGGUGCCGAGGGUCACGAGCACAUCGCACUCCUGCUGAGCAAACUAAAGAAGGACAACCAUAAAGUGGGCUACAUCCAGCAGCUGCGGUCCUCGCAGACUGCGCAACCCAGGAUCAAGCUCAAGCUGUUCGGACAUUUGGGUGCCGGAAAGAGCACGCUGCUGGAGUCCCUCAAGUGCGGCAUCCUGCGGAGCUUCUUCAGGAGGCGGAGGCCCCGGCUCAGCAACACCGCCCGCCACCCCGCCUCCCCCAUCAACUCCAAACCUGCAGUCUCUGUGAGCAUAUCCAACCUGUACCCGGGCUGUGAGAAUGUGAGCGUGCGGAGCCGCAGCAUGAUGUUCGAGCCCAGCCUCACCAAAGGGGUGCUGGAGGUGUUCAGCCCCAUGCACAGCGCUCUGUCCUCGGCCGACGACCAGGCCACCAAGGCCAUCGACAUCCAGAACGGCAAUGUCAACGGAGUGGGGGAUUUCAGUGUGUGGGAAUUCUCUGGCAACCCGGUGUAUUACUGCUCGUACGACUACUUUGCGGCGAACGACAACACCGCCGUCCACCUGGUGCUCUUCAGUCUAGAGGAGCCGUACGAGACGCAGCUCAACCAGAUCACCUUCUGGCUCAACGUCCUCAAGGCCCUCACUGUGCCCGAGGAGAACAUAGUGUUCGGAGGGAAGAUCAAGGACCCCCUGCAGGUGGUGCUGGUGGCCACCCACGCCGAUAUAGUCAACCUGCCCCGCACCUUUGGGGGAGAGUUUGCCUACGACAAGGAGAGGUCACUGCUGAAGGAAGUCAGAAACAGGUUUGGGAAUGACUUGUGGAUAGCGGAGAAGCUCUUCAUCAUGGACUCAGGAGCCUCCAACUCCAAGGACAUGAAACUGCUGAGAAACCUGCUGCUCGAGUUACGCAAUAGCAUAAUCUCAGCCUGUGGUCCCAUGACACUGCUGUCUGAGAAGAUCCUGAUGGUGCUCCCCACAUGGAGGAAGCUGAACGGGCCCAACCAGCUCAUGUCCUGGCAGCAGUUUGUGCUGGACGUCCAAGAGCAGAUCAACCCGCUGGUCAGCGAGGAGGACCUGAGAAAGAUCGCCUCACAGCUGCACAGCAUGGGAGAGAUCAACAUCAUGCAGAGUGAGACCGUGCAGGACGUGGUGCUGCUGGACCCGCGCUGGCUCUGCAGCACGGUGCUGGGCCGCAUCCUCUCGGUGGAGAUGCCCAAGGCAAUCCACCACUACCGUGGGCGCUACCGUCUGGAGGAGCUGCAGGCCCUGGUGGCCGAGGGGGACGAUGCCGACGAGAUGUUACAGGUGCUGGACGCUAUGGACGUGUGCGCCCGCGACCUCAGCACCCAGGGGAUGGUGGACGUGCCGGCGCUGAUUCGCACCAGUGGCCUUCAGCGCUCCUGGACCGAAGAGGAAGACGAUGACGAGGAGGGCGGGGUGUGUGACGCGCUGGUGUAUGGAGGGGUAAGGCUCGUGCCCGCUGAGCACUUGGCGCCAUUCCCCUGUGGCCUCUUCCACAAGCUGCAGGUGAACCUGUGCCGCUGGAGCCGGCAGCAGCAGCAGAGGCCAGACGGAGAGGGAGGGGAAGCAGAAGCAGGCAGCUUCAAUGUCUGCGAUGAUGUCCGGCUUUGGACCAAUGGGGCUAAAGUGUCCCUGGAAAGUGUUGAGGCCAUGGUGCUGCUGGUCAACCAUGGGCAGGGCAUUGAAGUGCAAAUCCGGGGCCGAGAUUCGGAGCGGGCUCGAUGCUGUGCUCUGCUGGACACCAUCUGCAGUAUUGCAGAGGGCCUGCUGGCCACCACUCUGCCGGGCCUGCUGACGGUGAAGUAUUACCUGAGCCCCCAGCAGCUGCGUGAGCACCUCGGCCCAGUCAUGAUCUACCAGCCCAAAGACUUCUACAGAGCACAGGCGCAACGCGAGAGCUGGCUCACCAACACCAUGGGUGGUUACAAAGAGAGCUUCAGCAGCAUCUUGGCUUUCGGAUGCACGGACGUCCUCCGGCAGGGAAGCUUGGGGGCCAACGUGCACAUCUUGGACGUGUGCUUGCUGGCUCGUCGGAAGCUGUGCCGCAUGCUGGACCCACCCGAUGCACUCGGCAAAGACUGGUGCCUGCUAGCUAUGAACCUGGGCCUAAGCGAGCUAGUAGCUAAAUACAGUGGGGUCUCGUCCGGGAACGGUUCCAGUCCUACUGUUAGCAUGGCGAUGGCUAACGGUCUUCCUAAUGGAGCCUCUUCAUCCUCGCCACCGUCCCCUAGCCCCACCUCUGCGCUGCUGCAGGAGUGGGGUCGCAGGCCUGAAAGCACAGUGGGCGUCCUGAUGACCAAGCUGCGGGAGCUGGGUCGCCGUGACGCAGCUGACUUCCUGCUCAAGGGGGCGCCCGUGUUCAGGGUCAGCCCCGAAACGCUGGCCAUACCCAAUGGCUAUGGACCCGUCUGCAACGGUGGCGGAACCUCUUACAACUCCAUCAGCUCCGUCAUAUCACGGUAGAGAGAUGGAGGAAAGGAGUGUGACGGAGAAAAGUCGGAGCAAAAUGUGCAAUUAAAAUGGAGCAGGAUAGGGACUUCUUAAGGCCUCCAUCAUCCUGGCUCUCUUAUAAAUGAAGGAAUGAGUAUGUGAAGACUCUCCAUGCUUUGUAUUCAUUCAAACUGCUGCCCUUACUGUUUUUAAAUGUUUGUUGGCUAACACAUCUCAUAGAGAGGAUGUGCACAUCUGUUGAUCCCCUCUAUUCUUGUCAUUUCUAUCAAUAUAUUCAUCUCAUCAAGUUAUAUUUCUAAAUAUACUUUUAAAACUAUAAAAAGCAAAAAAAAAAACUUUAACUGUAUUCCCAAAGGAUUUCUGACAAGCUCAAUUUAUCCCAUACAUUUUAAAAAUGAACUUUAUUUUCACAAUUUACCUUCUUGUAAGUGUGUACUAAUAAUAAAAACGAUGGCAAAUGAAAUGCUUGAGAGCACUAGCCGAGGCUAGAUGAGAUGUGAAAUAGAAUGACAUUUGAGUGCCUUUUCAAUGGCAAGCUGUUGUCAAAGGACCACCUUUUUAGACUACGAAUUGGACCCACCCUCUACCUCCACAAAACAGCUAGCUAUUUGUAUUACUCUGCAUAGAAUGGCUGUUACUUGUGCCCAUGCAACAAAACCUCAUUACUAGUUUAUCUCUAUAACAAGAGAAUUAGCCCAGGUGACACACUUAGCUGUGUUUGCAGAAGUGCUAUCAGAAGCCAAGAGAGUUAAAGAUCUGUGACACAUCAUGAUCCAUAAUGAUCCAUAAUGUUAUUGUACAGGAAUCCAGUUCUGGAAUCAGAAUGUUGGCCCUGUAUAAAUGUGCUCUCAUGCUCAGCUAGCUCGGAAAGAAACUCAGAAGCUGAUAGAUGUGGAGAGGAAAACUAUUCUGUUCUGUAAAAAACAAUUAGCUGUUGAACAUGAAGUAAACAAUAUCUGUUUCUCCCGGGACUGAGAGACAACUGGGCCAGACUGUUACCGCGUUUCUCUCUGGCAGAGUAGUGAGGGUAACAUCAUAAGCACAUCCCAGUUAUAGCACAGGGCGUGACAAAACAUAAAGGGCAGAAAUCAACACUUGCCAUCUUGCAUCUCUGUGCGUUUGAACACCUCAAAGAAAUGUACUCAGCUAUCUCUAGAAAAAAAAAGAGUUUUCGUGACUCAGGAGAGCUCAACAGUACAGUGAUAUCAUGUGAUGUGAGCAGGUCAUGCUCAGGCUUAAGUGUCAGCAAGGCAUUGCCACAUUUACUGAUGCGUCAGAGCAUGCAAGUAGCUCAUCCCAGUGUGAGCCUGGGCGUUCCUCAAUGAUUGAUCCUUGAUUCCUGUUAGAACAUCAAAUAUUAAUGAAAUGCUCCAGUGACUGCAUUUCCCUGGAUCAGUGUUUUUGCAAAGUGAUUCGAGUGGCUUUUGGACUUGCUAACUAUUCAACAGUUUAUGCUCACGUGCCUACUCUUGUCCUUCACCACAACUGGACUCUUACCAGAAAAAUGAAGCCAUUCUGUCACCAAGAAAACAUGAAACUUUCCAUUGACUUGGGUGUCUAAAGAAGCAUGUUCUGAAUAACAUCUAGCUAUUUUCUCAGAAAUUUUAAAGGGGUAGUUUGUACUUUUGAUUGUUGAAAAAAUUAUGAAACUGCUUCUAUACCAACAAUAAUGAUGUAAAGCCAUGUGCCAGCCAGAUGAAGUUUUCAGGUCCAGAAGACAAAUUAAUUAAAACCGCUGAAAUAAACGAUUAAGAGGAUUAGUAAAGAUUAUCUAUUUACUGUUCCCUCGGAAUAACGUAAUUAUCGUGGGUUUAGAGGGAUUAUUGUUCUUUUACAACAAAAACUUCAAAAGGUUGUCCAUGGUAGAAAUAGCUGUUGCAUCUCUUUCAGGACUCAACAGCUAACAAACCUUUGUGUCUGUGUUUGUGUUUUUUUGCGAUGGGACAUAAACCAAACUAAGCCCUUUUUAUAUUGAGAGCAUGAGAAUUAGAGCAGCGUUCAGAUGUUGUCAUAUAUUUAAGGAAGUAGCGGAGAGUGAUACUGUUGUGUGCACGGAUCAAAUGGACAUCCGUCGGUUACAUGCAAGAUGGGGGUUGUGGAGAGGGGAUCCAUAGCAGAUCCAUAGUCAGAGGAAACGGUUUCCUGAAGUUUCCAGGGGAGAAUGAUCCUUCAGCUUAUUGUUCAGUGACUAACUUGUGGCCUUCUCCAGUUGUUUCACCUCUCCAUGAUCCUCUGCACAGUGCUCCGUGAAGCCCAGAUCCUCCCAUCAUUCCAUAUGAGUAGUCUUAAUGAAAAUGUAUAAAUUGAAUGUACUUCAGCCGAAGAUUCGGACAGUUGGACUGAGCCGCAAAAAGAACUUGGCAAAACCCAAAUGCCACGAGUUCUUGUCAUAAAGAACGUUUAACCAGGUGGAGGUUGGUUGUGAAGAUUAACCUGAAAGUAACCCAUGAAUUUGGGUAGCUCUACAGAGGGAGGCCACUGUCCAUCUGGUUGACCUGCAGCCAAGCUGGGGAAAAAAAAGAUGUAUCUUAAAGGGAACUAAACGAAUGGUGUUUUCUCAUUCCAAAAGGCACAUUUUUGUAUUGUGAUUGAGUAUACAUGUUAUUACUGAGCUUUCUUGCUUCGUGUCUGGUUUCCCCCCCCCCCUCUUUGUCCAGCCGUGGUUCUCUCACUGUUUCCCCUUGCGAGGCUCAUAUGCCAUAUGAUGUCCUUUUUAGGGAAAAGAGGGCAUUGUAUUUGAAAAGUCUUUGUACAGUCAUCUCUUUGCACAUGACCUUUUGUUCUAUUUAUAUUAUGUUCUUAAAGCAUGUCUCAGAAUGUCAUUUCCUUAAUACUUCCUUACGUGUAGUACAUUUUUAUAAUAAAUUCUUUACAUCA
This is a messenger RNA of Clupea harengus (Atlantic herring), 7598 nucleotides long. It is a transcript of the gene dapk1, whose product is annotated as death associated protein kinase 1. Gene Ontology annotation, molecular function: ATP binding; protein serine/threonine kinase activity; protein binding. The record is from RefSeq and is a predicted model, not a curated record. Gene Ontology annotation, biological process: intracellular signal transduction; positive regulation of apoptotic process; protein phosphorylation. Lineage: Eukaryota; Metazoa; Chordata; Actinopteri; Clupeiformes; Clupeidae. Gene Ontology annotation, cellular component: cytoplasm; nucleus.